Sabethes cyaneus is the source of this 1380-nucleotide messenger RNA. RefSeq names its product 2-aminoethanethiol dioxygenase. Gene Ontology annotation, molecular function: oxidoreductase activity, acting on single donors with incorporation of molecular oxygen, incorporation of two atoms of oxygen. The record is from RefSeq and is a predicted model, not a curated record. Bases 228 to 950 code for a protein of 240 amino acids. Lineage: Eukaryota; Metazoa; Arthropoda; Insecta; Diptera; Culicidae. Gene Ontology annotation, cellular component: mitochondrion. The transcript has a single exon.
GUGCACAUAUUUACUCGGUCUCGGUGAAAAAUAACGAAAAUAAAGUUAAAGGGAAAGUGAAAUUUUGCACACAACCUUUUUUUGUUAAAGAACUCAAUGAUAAGAUUGGACAUUUUGUGCAAAAGAUAAAAAUGUGCUGCUAGGUGCAGCAUUCUCUUAGUAAUACAACAAAAGUUAUCGAGCAGAAGCUUUCGGUGUCAGCUAACAUAACUCUGUCAGUAAGCGAAAUGACCACUCUGUUUGCACGAAUCUUCCGCCAAGCGAAAAUCACCUUCGAACAAACCAACGCAGAACGGCUUCUAAGUAAUCUGCAAAACCUGCGAGCCCUGGUGGAACAGUUGACUCUGAAUGAUCUGAAUUUGGAUCCGGCUGUGGUAGCUCACGAGACAUUUCAGCAACCAUUAAAGGCUCCAUGCACCUUUAUAGAAAUUUUCGAGAAUGCCUGCUUUACAAUGUCUGUCUUUGUUCUAAGAGAGAACUAUACAAUGCCUCUGCAUGAUCAUCCCCGGAUGCAUGGUCUUUUGAGGGUGAUCGCAGGAACAGUGAAAAUACAAAGCUACACUGAAAUAGAUCGCCGUGAACGCAUUCGUGACGGCGAUGAACUACGUCACGUAUUGGUCGAUGUGGAGCAAACAAAAAUGAUCAGUCCCGAGAAAGGCGAUUCUGCGAUGCUGACACCAACGGAGCGCAAUUACCACGAGAUAACAGCGAUCGGUGGUCCGGCAGCAUUCUUCGAUAUUCUAAGUCCACCAUAUGAUGCUGAUAUUCCAAUCUAUGGAAAACGAACUUGCUCGUUUUAUAAAAAGUUACUGCUCCCAGGCGAUGGUGCCGGCAGCGAGGGCCGCAUGCGAAUGGUACUGGAAAGGAUACCCACACCAGAUCAUUAUUACUGUGAUACGGAACAAUUUGAAACACCAGAAUUCAUGCAUGAUAGUGAAGCCAGUGAAUAGAAAUGCUUGCUGUUAUCUGGAAUGAGCAAACGGACGUGCCCUGAUAUUGUGUAGAUAAUCCGAAACCAAUGCUUAUAAUGUGUAUCGUUUCAAUAUUAUUUCUAUGCAACUUUGUUCGCUUUAUAGUAUUUGUAUCAUCAAAACAACCCAAAAUUAAUUGAAUGGAAAGGAUUAUCCGAUAUUUUUACAUAGCUAACUAAAUUUCCAAAACCUACAAAAUCAUCAAAAACCAAUCAAAUUAUGUAAUGUACUACUGACUGCUCACGGCGCAAAUAGGGAAAAUGCUCUGCAAGUUUACUGCGAGGUCCCAUUGAUAAAUUCGUUGUUAUUUGUAAAAUAUUAAGUUGAAAAUAAAUUAGUUUAUAAAAACUGUCUACUUACGUUCAAGCUGGAAAAGUUAUCCGACAAAAACUUGUUUAAUUUGCGUAAG